Neurospora crassa OR74A is the source of this 2890-nucleotide messenger RNA. RefSeq lists its product as hypothetical. Gene Ontology annotation, biological process: nuclear mRNA surveillance; U4 snRNA 3'-end processing; rRNA catabolic process. The transcript is spliced from 5 exons. Gene Ontology annotation, cellular component: cytoplasmic exosome (RNase complex); nucleolus; nuclear exosome (RNase complex). The record is from RefSeq and is a predicted model, not a curated record. The coding region runs from base 148 to 903 and encodes 251 amino acids. Lineage: Eukaryota; Fungi; Ascomycota; Sordariomycetes; Sordariales; Sordariaceae.
AACGACCCGCCUUCAACAUCCCGCCUUCAAAUCUUCACUCGCGCGGCCUCAGAAACAAGCUCGCUCACCACUUGAUUUCAACCACCGUCCGUCAACCAAAUCCUAAGCCCCACCUACCCUCACACCGACCCAAACACUACUCACAUCAUGGCCACCGUGACACCUGAAGCGUCUCUCAACGCCCUUCCCCGGGCGGAUGGAUCGGCCAGAUACUCAUAUGCUGGGUACACGGUCACGGCCUCUGUCAAUGGACCCAUUGAGGCUCAGCGUCGGGACGAACAUGCUUAUGAGGCUCACGUUGAUGUAAUCGUACGACCCUCUGCCGGGGUAGGAGGAACACGAGAGCGCCAUCUGGAAUUUAUUUUGCAGUCUUCUCUUUCUCAAAUCAUCCUUGUCAAGAACUUUCCCCGUUCUGUCAUCCAAAUCGUUCUUCAAGUUGAGAGCACGCCUGAAAAUGCUUACGUCAACACAAAACUGGUCCAGGCCAGUUUGAACCUCCCCAUCAUACCGGCCUUGUUCCAGACUGCCGUUCUCGCUCUUCUAUCGGCUGCUGUGCCAAUGAAGGCAACCGCUACAUCCACAGUGGUGGCGGUGGUAUCCGACGACGGUUCGAAGAAGAUCGUGGCUGAUCCCUCCCCCCAGGAUAUCAGAGAGGCAACCUCGCUACAUGUCCUUGCUUUUACCUCGCACGAUGAACUGCUUCUUUCAGAAAGCGAAGGUGACUUCACCGUCAAGGAAUGGGAUGGCGUUUACGAAAAUGCCCAGAAGAUAUGCUGUCAGACUGCCUCAAAGCAGGAUGGCAUCGAUAUGGUGCUUGACGAUGACGCGUCCAGCCCAGAUAUGCGCCAUUUCCUUCGGUCGACGCUGGAGACCAAAGUAGCAUCCGACCUCCACUGGAAGUGAAGAUGCAUUCGGACCGGACUGUCUGCCCGUAUCUCGUGCGUUUCAAAAGCCGAAGGGUUGAACAGUCGGCUCAUGAUGUUUCCGAAAUGAGAACUCAUAGGCCUUUUCGCCGGUUGACGGGACAAGUGCAACUUGCAAUGCGACUCGAUAAUCCUGUAUCCGUGGCAAAAAGCCAGUUCUGGACGGAUACGAACCAGACACAUUGCAAAGAUAACCGCUACCCUCUCGGCACAAUCACACAUCACUCGGCAAAGUGGAGAUUGUGAUCGCGUUGGAUAUCAAUCAGCGCAACGGAGUGGAUAACUAUCUCGAGCGAGAUUUUACGUGGAUUAUGCACGGGUUCCUUUGACAAAACAUCGCCACUUCAAACGCACAAGAGGUGGGUCCGACAUAGGGGGUAUGUUUGAAUAUUCCAGGCCAGGGCCAGACCCCUGUUUCAUGUCGCCUUUCCCAGGCACUGAUGUCACGGGGCAUUACGGUCUUGGUGUCCCAGGUGUGAUUGAAGAACCAAUCGACAAGAUUAGAACGGAUAUUAUGAGUGCUUUCAAUAAGGCACUGGGGUUGUGGGAGUUAUCUAAUCCGGAUGAUGGAGCCACGUAGCUGUGAGCCUCGAGCUGAUGGUUUGGUGCCCCUGCGUUGGGCUUUUCGAAAGCGUCUAUUCUUCGCCUCCCCAUGUGUCAGGCUUGAUCUUAUGCAACACGCAAUUCUUAGUCCCAUUCCGACUCCUUGACUAUUGGUUGUGUUCGCCAUCUUUUUACGCGGCUUGGACGGCAUCAAUGCACAACGGCCUUUGUCUGAUUCGAGCGGGUCAAACAGAGCUUCACGGAACACCACAUGGGGCUGUCCUGAAGAUGUACAGUGUAUAUUGAUUGAUGCAGAAUCGAGCUUUGGUGCCCUGCCCUGCCUGCGCUCUGGCCGGAGACGGACUGUCGGCGUCCUUCGGCAACCUGUGCCGGGAGAUGCUGUCUGAGCGGCUGAGCUAGCGCCUGUACCCCGGACGUUCGCCUCCAAAACCCCAGCAGUACCAGGAUACAUGAGACGUAACUUAACACCUCGAAUUUCAGUCUACCAUGCUCUGGACCCCUCCUCGCAUCACAUUGGGGAAAGGGGUGGGAGGACUGAUGAGAAGCUUCGAGUUACGCGCGAAAUCCCCGAGGACGCCUCUAUCACAAGCACUAGGACCAUCCAAGAGAUUGGAGAAGCUGAAGGCGCUAGUACAUACACCGUGCUGUAUCCAUAUUCUCCUGCAGAUACGCCCAUCUUGACACACCUGCUUCCGCGUUUCGAUACCCGCCAUUGCAGCUCUUUGUAUAAUGCUGUAACCCAAAGGAAACCGCACAAGAACGUCCCCAAACUUGAGUCCCGAAAUGGAACAGCUAUACAUAUGUAAUAGUGUACACAUAAGUGUUUGGUGUACACAUUCCGGGGUAGCCUAGGAGAUCCAACUUACCCCUGUGCCGCAUCCGGAAUACAUCGAACAGCUCCGUCCUGAUCUUACAGAUUGCGACCCCCGCCGAAACGUCUACUACUAGUGUACUUACCUAUAUCACCGGCACCCCACUUCUCUCCCGGGAUAUGUCUCGUGGUAUUAAAUCACAAGCACGACUGAUGUUAGUUAUACUGCCUUCACCGUCUGCUCUUCAUUCGUGUGCAUAUUUGCUACUUUCGCUGUCUAUACCCUUGAUUCGAGGACUUCCAUUCUCUCUACAUUGUCAGAACUCUGGUAGUUCUCACUGUCCUAUCUCUAUCAUUUCUUUUAAUAUUCCUUCUAUUUACAGUUCUCCGUUGGAUUCCCAGACGUUCGAGUCAUUUGACGGUCCACUUGCUGUCCUAAUCACGUCGAAGAACUACCACGACACAAGACUAUCGAUUAAUCUUGGAACUUCUGUUCUCAUACUCGCACCCAACUAACACUAUUCAUAGCUGCAUAUCAAACCCAGAUUUGCCUCUGUCUAUGACCCUUGUUUGGCCCAUUGUGUAAAUUGAC